This is a messenger RNA of Symbiodinium sp. CCMP2592, 945 nucleotides long. The record is from the annotation of a GenBank genome assembly. NCBI's taxonomy places the organism in Eukaryota, Dinophyceae, Suessiales, Symbiodiniaceae.
AUGGCUUCCAUCUUGAAGAGUCAAGCGGCUUUUGAGGAGAGGGCCAAAGAAUGCGGACUGGCGCAAGCUGAACUCGAUGUGCUUGUGCGUAAGGGGCUGACUUCUUUGUCGCUCCUUGCCUUCAGUGUUUCGACUCCGGGCGAAGUGCCGCAGGAAGCUGAGCUCAGGUCCAUCCUUGAUCCCACGGAUCCUACGACUGUGCCACUGCGUGCACUGUCGGCGCUGCGGCGCCUCAUGUUUGAAGCUCAAACCUUAUCCAUUGCCCAGCUCAAGAGCUCGAUCGAGGGUGAGGGUGAGCGGAAGGCGGAGUUGGCCCCUGCAGAGCGAGCAAAUCGCCUGGCCGAUCAGCGUAAAAGGCUCAUCGGUCUCAGCUUGACGGGUCCUUUGGAAAACGCCUUCAGCAACUACACUUAUGUUGCCCAGGUCGUUGAUCAGGAUUGCCUCUCCUACCUGGAGCCUCACAGGUUCCUGACCAGGGCCAUGGAGGUAAAUCGUGAGAAGCCGGGGAAGUUGAACAUGGAGAUUUUCAUGAGAUUUCCGUUUUUCACGAUUUGCUCUCUUUUACUUUCACGCAUGAGCAUUGAGAAGCAUGGGCAUUUGAAUGACAUGGAUGCUUCUGCGAGUGCUGAGUCUCACGAAAUGGAUGACUCCUCGUCUUACGAGGAGGUGGUCGUUGAGGAGACUCCACCUGCUCCCUCUUGUCCUGCAGAUGUCGUCGACCAGCGUGAUCUUCGCGCUUCUGAAGAGCGGUUGAAAUCUCAGCUCAGCCAGAUUGCCGAAGACCUGGCUGCCAUAAUCUUUCAGGUGCACAUGCUGCAGGAGAGCUUUCACAUCUUUCGCACAGAGACUUCCGAGCGUCUCUCCAUUCUGGAGGGUCGUGCCACGGACAUCGAGGCGGCUUUUGAAGAGUUGCACCAGGCUUGCUCUCGCCCAAGUGAGCCCUGA